AAGAAGGAACACGUCAUGAUAAGCAUUCCCUAGAAAGCUUUAGUUGCUGCUGACUUUCUGUUCUGUUGGUUUUAAGAGGUUUUAUUUCUGUGGAAGAAUGUCAGAAGAAAGCAAUGUCAAUGUUUCAUCUACUGAAAAAGGGGAUCUCGAGGAUGGGACAAUGAAUGAAGAUAAUUCUUCUAAGUCAACUUUGCAUUCAGAAGAGCCGGCACCUACUGAAUACGUUAAUGAGCCAACUGAGCAAGAACACGUUCAAGAGAACAGACAACCAAUUGAAGUUGUUCAAUCUGAAGACCAAAAUGGGUCAAUUGCUCUUGGAUCUCCAGAAACGAAUAUAGAACCAGUAGACUCUACUUCUGAGCAACAACUGACCACAUCUGAAGCAUCCAUUGAAACCGAAUCUUCCGAAAAAACAAAUUUUGACCAACCUGCUGUGAAGUCUACUUCCAGUGAAAUAUCCAUAUCUCUGGUUUCCUCUUCUGACAAGGCUUUAGAAGAAGUGUCUGAAAAUAUCCAGCUUAUCUACGAAGGAUUAAAAGAUAUGAAGAUAAGUACACAGAAUAAUCCAGGAUCGGCUUCAAGUACAAAAGGACGUAAGCCUGCAUCAACUCCUCGUGCAAAAAGUACUCCAGUGAAACAACUGCCUUCUCCACCUCUCACUAGAUCCAGGUCAAGAGAUCUGAGGAAGUUUCCGUCUACCCCUUCUUCUCCUGGUCGAUCAGCUGGCAGUGAUUCAGAUGAAGUAAAGAGAGUAAGAGGAAGGCAGAGAGUAAAAAAGGACUAAUUGUAUUGAAAUGAGUGUGUUCUUAUAUUUUUAGAGUUCAUCUUUUUUCUUAAAAUUUUAAAGUUUAUCUUGUUUUAUAAACUAUUCAAAUAAAGCUUUGAUUUCCUCUAC
This is a messenger RNA of Argiope bruennichi, 895 nucleotides long. RefSeq lists its product as uncharacterized. The transcript is spliced from 2 exons. The record is from RefSeq and is a predicted model, not a curated record. The coding region runs from base 98 to 784 and encodes 228 amino acids. NCBI's taxonomy places the organism in Eukaryota, Metazoa, Arthropoda, Arachnida, Araneae, Araneidae.